Plenodomus lingam JN3 is the source of this 2790-nucleotide messenger RNA. RefSeq lists its product as uncharacterized. NCBI's taxonomy places the organism in Eukaryota, Fungi, Ascomycota, Dothideomycetes, Pleosporales, Leptosphaeriaceae. The record is from RefSeq and is a predicted model, not a curated record. Gene Ontology annotation, biological process: eisosome assembly.
AUGACAUCACCGCACUCCCAUCGUCAUCAGCCAUGUCUGCGGGCAGCGGCACACAAAGACAACUUCGGCUUGCGCGCGCUUGCUCUUACUCAUCGUCGCCUCUACAUCGCUUUCUCCGGUGCUGCCCCCCUGUGUGAUCAGAUCAGCAACAACUUGGACGCGCAACAACCAUCUCGUGUUUGCAGCACACUGGCAUUGUCAAUCCGCGACAUGGCGACCACGGCCGUCACGCAGCGUGGACCUCGUGGACCCCCCUUGACCAACACGGAAGAGGCGGCUCCACCCAGAUCCUCGACUGACGCGGGCAUGCGCUGCCCCGACCCGUCAGCGCACCAGGCAAAGAGCAGCGCAUUGCAGAACCAGGCGUCGGCUGCUGCGCUGUACAGCACCAGCCCGGCCAGGACAGCCGAUGCGCGCGCCGCGGCUACCCUGACCAACCCACUGGGGGCCGACGGCAAGCUCUCGUCUGCAAGUGCCGCCACGAGUCUCAAGUACGCCAAAGCCCAUGAUCUCCCCAGUUUCCCCUCGGUCGGCAUCGAUACCAAGUCCUCUGCCAGCGCCGCCGCUCUUCUCGCCAACCAGAACAAGAAAAGUCCCGAGUGGUGGAAGCCCGAGCAAUCUGCGGCAGCAGGCAAGGCUGCGCUGCUGGCGAAUGACUACAAGAUGGCGCCCUUGUGGCAACCCGAAGCCAGCGCUGCAGGCUCCCAAGCUGCUAUGCUCGCACACAGGGACGGCCCCAAGUUGAAGCUGUGGGCUCCCCAGGCCAGCACCGAGGGCAAUUCGGCUGCCACCAUUGCCAUGCGCCAGCAAGCUCCAAGCAAGGCGGUCGACUACGGCUACACAGAUCAGGGCAGGAAGAAUGCCUUUACGGCUGCCACUGGAGCUCAUUCUGCCUCUAGUCGCAAACGUGCAACAUCGAAUCCACCUCCUGCGCCACUCUACCCAGACUCUAUGAAUUCCGCCAGGAACGCCUUGAGUGCGGCAAUGAUUGCCCAUAGUCCCUCUAUGAGCGCUAAGCAACACGAAGACCCCAAAAGCUCAGAUCUUGGUGCCCUGGAAGCAGCCCGGAUUCAGCAUGCCAAGAGCAUCUCACGAGACAUGUACACCAGCGCUCCGCCUGUGGCUCUCGAGGUUGACGAGAAGAAACACAAUGACGCUUUGCAUGCGUCAGCCAUUUCCAUGGCCAAGAAAAUCUACGAGGUGCAGCAGCAACAGCUAGAUGGAGCGGCAGGACACUCGGUCGCUCGCACCGGGGCUACUGCCGCACAUGGCCAGAAACCGCCUUCCGGCGAGGCUGAUAUCAAGCAACAAGCUAUGCGCUACAUUGGGAUCCAAGAAGCAGCACAAAGACUUGCACAGGAAAGACUGGCUAAGAUUGGGUACGACGAACAUGCUGCUUACCGCAGCCACUAUGGUUACAAUCAGCCUAGUCGUUCAAAAUUCUCCAUACGCCGUGGACGGAACCGUGCGUACAGUGCUUCAGAGGCAGUCCCUGGUGAUCACUCUGAUUCUGACGAAGAUGACUUCCGCUCUAGACGAAUUCGCUCGCAGAUGGAGCAGUUGAACAAAGAAUUGGCUGACGUUGAUGCAAAAAAACGCGAUGCGGAUCGCAAGUCGUUACUGGCGGCAGCACAGCGCAAGGUCCAAGCCCAGAUGCAGGGUAUGGAUAAGAAGAUUUAUGACGAGACUGGUAAAAUGUCUCCGGGGAUGGUCGAUGAUUGGGAUAACAAGGCAAAGAAGCGAGCGAUGGCCAACUCAGAAGCUCGAAUGGAGAACCACGGUAAAGUUCAUAUCGGAAAUGGCAAGUGGAUGGACCAGAGUGAGAUCGAUGCCAUUGCACAGGCCAGAAUCCAGCCUACGCUAGAUGAAAUCACAGAGAAGACAGAGCAGCGUAUCGCAGCAGAAGAAAAGCGCCGAGCGGAAGAAGAAGAGAGAAGACUCGAUCUGGCCGAGAAGAAGCGUCGUGAGCGGAUUGAGAAAGAACGUGCUGCAGAAUCGAAGGCCGAAGAGAAGCAACUCAAAGAGGAUGAGAAGCGCGCUGCCAAGGCCCGUGCCGUGGAGGCAAGGUUAGCAGCAAGACAAGAGAAAGAGCAGGAGAAAUCGAGAAAGUCUGCAGAGGACCCGUUAACUGGAGCUGAUACGCAGACUUCGAAGGAAAUUCCGGCCGUCACUCCUAUGACGGUGGCCGUCCAUACAUCCCCGUAUGACAACGACCACCUACAGCAGCACCAAUCUUCAAAGGAAGCUGUAGGUGAUGAUUCUUCAUCGCCAACUUCACCGCAAGGGCCUUCCAAAGGUUUCAAGUCAUUGCUCACUAAAUUGAAGCGGCGCUCGAAGCCGGCCUCUGGGCUAGAGAUGGACGAAGAGGCCAAGGAGAAAGAGCCGGGCUUCAUCGGCGGUGCCGCUCUUCUUUCGUCCACCUCAGAGCCACAGUCGCACUCUGAAGAUAAUCCCAGCCAUUCCCGACAUGAGGCGGAGGACGUUAGCCGUCCUACGGACCUCGGCGAUGUCGAGCCUAAGCCUGACUACGUUCCUCAUGUUAACCGUCCAUACUCUGAAGUGUCCUCAAUGUCAAAUUACAGUGAGUAUGGCGUCAGUUCACCAAGGGGGCGAGCAGGAGAACGUAUCGUGAGUGAUGGGACCGUCAAGUCCAGUGGAACGGAUUUUGAAGAAGCUCGGGACCAUUUCGACACCGACUUGGCACCGCCACCUUCUUUCACCAGCGAUGCUGACAAGGCUCGCAAGGGUAGUCCGAAUCGUGACUCGAAGUUCCACGAGGUGGGCUUGUAA